Messenger RNA from Exaiptasia diaphana, 1652 nucleotides. RefSeq lists its product as uncharacterized. Lineage: Eukaryota; Metazoa; Cnidaria; Anthozoa; Actiniaria; Aiptasiidae. The transcript is spliced from 7 exons. The record is from RefSeq and is a predicted model, not a curated record. Bases 54 to 1328 code for a protein of 424 amino acids.
UAACCAACAGGAACAAGAAGAUUCAUUUAUACUGACCGAUUCUUGAUAUCAUUAUGGUUUUCACGCUCAGGAUUCAACGACGUUUGUCAAAUGAUUUUAGGAAACAUGCGGUCUGGCUUAUUCUAUUGGCAAACAUUAUAUAUUCAGUUUCAGGUAAAUGCUCGUGUUAUUCAUAUCACCCAGAAAAGAGCUCAUUGUCUGGAAGCCGUUCAGUGUGUCAGAAGGAGAAUGGUGAUUUAGUUUCACUUGAAACACUUGGUGAAUGGGAAUUUAUUAAAGACGAAAUUCAAAAUAAAUCAACUACUGAAGACAUUCCCAAUGAAUGGUGGAUUGGACUGAAGUAUGAUAAUACUGGAAAACAAUGGAAAUGGCUGAGUAAUAUUACUCUGACUUAUAAUAGCACAUGGCAGCCGAACAAACCCGAGGGCGAAAGCAAAAGAACUUGUGCUCUUAUUGCAAAGGAUUUCCCUGUAGGUCGUCAGAAAGGUUCGUUUACCAAUGUUAAAGAAUCGACAGUAAAUAGGGGAUUCAUAUGUGAAUAUACAGAAGUUACAGAUGGGAAAAGUGUUUGCAUUGGUAAUAAACAAUGGUGUUCACCAACAAGGUCUACCCUUCGUCCUAUGACGCAAAUUCCCUCAGUCAAAACCUCUAUAACCCGACAGCCAAGUAGCAUUACCUCAACAAAAACAGCCAGUAAUAUGAAUCCAGCUUCGCCAUCAUCGCAGCACAGUGAAGCCACAUCGCCGUUCCCAGUAUAUAUAAUCAUUAUUAUCUUGCUGAUUUUACUUGUGGUUGCGUUUGCAUUAGCUGUCUUUAUUUACAGACUGAAAAAAAAGAGAGAACUAAAGCCAAGAAACAGCCAUCUCAGCAAAGGAUCUCGUGUGCCAGUUAAGCUAGACCACAACUCUUCUUCUGACAAUCUYAACGAUAAAAUCAUUUACGCUGAUGUGGUUAAUAUGGAUGGACAAAAAAUCCAAAUAAACAGUCAAACACUGGAUGUCCCUGCACCAAAUACGAAUGCAAAUAAAGUUAGCCCUUACUCUAGCAAUGGUGUUAUAUACAGUAACCUAAWYAAUGAAAAGAAAACAAGCUACGGARAAAAGAAUGAAAAGAAUAUGCUAACGACGUGCAUGUAUGCYAACUUUGAUCAGUCCAAGACUUGUGAAUUGUACGAGGAGGAGCAAGAUAGCCAGAAAUCAAGACUUCUUUAUGUCCAAAUUGCUGAUUUGAAAGAAUCCAACCCAACGAGUCCGCCGCCAACGAUGCCAGAACCAUACAGUGAUACAGACUACGCAGUCAUUACAUCCACAAACUACCGUCCAAACUAGGCUAGCGGACAUGAUGUUGGUUGUCAUUUUAUAGAGAGCACUAGGGAUUGUGCAAUAAGGAUUGCGGGAGGGUGCAAAAAAAAAAAAAAAUCGAAAAUAUAACUGGAAACCAAGGUAUAGAAUAGGACACUAACUAGGAAUUUAUUCAAAAAGCCAGGAAGUGUCUGAAUUUCCAAUCUCCAUUUAGUUCCCCUCCCCCCUCCCCUCCUCCAGCGUCCUCACUAACGGCACUGCUGACUUUGAUUAAAACUGAUUAAGAUUGUUCAUACAAUAUUUAAAUAUCAUGCAAAAUAGAAAUGGAAAUUAAAGGUAUGGAACAUCUUA